UAAGCCAAUUUAAAUAGGGGGAAAACAACGAGGGCUCAGUUGCCACCACGAAGAUGUUCGAAGAAGAACCAAAUCAACCUAAAAUUGCCCAGGAACGGAUUAAGUUUCAACAAAUCCUUGAGAAGGGAGAAGAGGAUGGAAUCAGUGCGUUGCCCGAUUCCUUGCUUCUUGAAAUCCUUUCUCGUUUACCCUCCACAAAACACGCCAUUAGAACAGAUCUUUCCGAAAGUCAUCGUCUCCAAAACCCUAACUUAAGGUAUGAUUUUGCAUUAUUGGUGGACAAAACCCUAACUCAGUGUCGACAAUCGAAGCUUAAGAAAUUCGAAGUGUAUAUCUAUUACGAUAUCUGAUUUGAAUCGCAGUUCAACAACUGGAUUCAACAUGCUAUAAGUUGUAACGUUGAAGAGCUUAAGUUGAGGUUUCUGUAUACGAGAAUUGAAGCUGAGUUUCGGUUAGAUAAAUUUUCUUUCAUCAAUUCUUGUUUUACUGAUCUGAGAUUAGUAGGGUGCAAGUUGAAUCCAAGUGGGGCAAUUAGUUGGAAAAAUCUUAAGAGUUUGUGUAUUUCUUAUAUGAAUUUAGAUGAAGGGAUGAUCGUAAAUAUAUUAUCCGGGUGUGUUGGAAACUUUGAUGUUGGAAGAUUGGUUUGGCUAUAGUGGGCCCGAUGUUACUUCAGAUGAUGAAUCUGAAGACGAUAUCAUCCAAAUCAAUGCUUCUAAUAGUUUAUUACUAACUCAAUGUCCUCAAGUGAACCUCAAGAAAUUCAAAGUUUUAUCCGAGUUGGAUAUUACGUUUGAAUCCUAAUUCAACAGUUGAAUUCGUUAUGCUAUAAGAUGCAACGUUCAAAAGAUUAGUUUAAGGUUCUGGAAUACGGUAUUCGGAUAUGAGUUUAUGUUAGAUCAAACUUUUUUCACGAGUUCGUGUUUUACUAAGCUGAAAUUAGAUGGGUGCAUGGUUAAUCCAGUUGGGGCAAUUAGUUGGAAAAAUCUUAGGAGUUUGUCUAUAUCUUAUUGGAGUUUAAAUGAUGAUUUGAUUGAAAAUAUAUUAUCUGGAAGUCCUGUAUUGGAAACUUUGGUGUUUGAUGAUUGCCAUGGUUAUAGGCAUCUCCAUAUUACUUCAAAGAGUGUUAAAAACUUGGUGUUAUCUAGAUACCGGGAUUAUUAUGCUAAAUCUGAAGCCGAUAUUGUUGAAAUCAAUGCUCCCAAUAUUUUAUCACUAACAAUCAAAGAUGAUUUGGUGUUGCACAAGCUUUUGUUGGUAAAUGUGUCUUCUUUAGUCAAAGCUAACUUAAAUUAUACUCGUUCAAAGAUCGCGCAAACAACUCCUACAGAAGUGGAAGAAGAGAUGCUUAAAGGAUUUAUAAUGAAUCUUGGCCAUGUCAAGGAGCUUAAAAUUGGGAUUUUAUGUUCUAAGGUUCUUUCUUGUUUGCAAGCUAAAGGUUUCAUUUUUCCAUCAAAUGUGAUUCCUAAAGCUAUCGAGAUUAACUGAUUAAUGAUGCUUUGAGUUCAUGUUUAAGAAUUUAAGUUAUGGUGAAUUAUUUUCAUCUAUUUUCUGUUCUGUUUUGUAUAGUAGUCUUGGUAGUUGGUUCCAUUGGGUUGUGGGAUCAUUUAUUUUUAAAAUAUUGACUGAUUGAUUGUUUUUUAGUUAUAGUGAGUUAUUAUUAGUUGUUACUCAAAAGCAUCUACAUCUAUUGUAGUUUUGAAGCUUCAUUUUUGUUGGUAAUAUCUCAUCUUCUAUGAGUUUUGGCA
Lactuca sativa (garden lettuce) is the source of this 1745-nucleotide messenger RNA. RefSeq names its product F-box protein At5g03100. The record is from RefSeq and is a predicted model, not a curated record. Gene Ontology annotation, molecular function: protein binding. Lineage: Eukaryota; Viridiplantae; Streptophyta; Magnoliopsida; Asterales; Asteraceae.